This is a messenger RNA of Phytophthora nicotianae INRA-310, 1127 nucleotides long. RefSeq lists its product as hypothetical. Lineage: Eukaryota; Oomycota; Peronosporomycetes; Peronosporales; Peronosporaceae. The record is from RefSeq and is a predicted model, not a curated record. The coding region runs from base 60 to 1088 and encodes 342 amino acids. The transcript has a single exon.
AAAUCUGCGCUGAAUCCACUGCGUAACGGCGUGUCAAAACCGAAAUAACCACGACUGCGAUGGAGUGCAUCGAAGCCUCUUCGUCCACAGUCGCGAGCUCGACCGACAGCCGAGCAAUGGACGUGUCCAUGACGCGUCCUCGAUGGAAGAAGGCGCUGUCGCUUGGCUCCACGGCCUCAUCGGCCGAUACAGACCGCUGUACCGACCUGGACGAGCUCGACUUGGAGGCAUUAGCAGCGGACGGGGUGUUGACUUUGAACCCCAAGACGGGAAUUUACUCUGGUUGGGUGCACGUUUCGACUUCUGGGCCUGGUAAAGUGGCGUUUGCCAAGCGGUUUUGCAGACUCGAGGAGCUUGUCUGCAAGUUUUACGUAUCCUCCGAAGAUGCGGAGCAAAGGGCUCAACCUGUUGGACGCCAUGUCAUUAUCUCUGUCCGACGGGUGCAUACGCAUAACAAGACGUUCGCGUUCACGGACUAUGAGGAUCGCACGGUGCUGUUGCAUACGUGUAUUGGUGCGGACUUUGAGCAUUGGUACGGGACUUUUGCGGCAAUUAUUAAGGCUACACAGGUCGCAAAGACCCACAACUCGUCGGCAACUCGUCGAACUACGGCAUUCACACCAACAGCGAGAGUAGGAAGGAACCACCGAGCAGCAGAGGAACGACUGCGAGCGCUGACUAUGCCAGAGUUGAACAGUCCAUUGAAUUCAACUGCUUCUGACAGACCGCAAGGACGAGAAUUGCCACCAAUCGCCGUGGAUGAAAACGAUCCGGAACGAACACACACAGUUUGGCUCUACAUCCAAGCCCCGUGGUGGCGGCAACUAUUGCGAAAGCGGAUACGACGGUAUUUCGUGUUCUCAGGAGCCAAUGUGAGCUGCUUCAGCGUCAACAAGGAAGGCAAACGCGCCACCUUUUCGCACACUAUCACGUCGUGCGUGUACAAUAGCGAGCAAGACGCAACUUCGAUCGAACUGGAGUAUGGCAACACGCACAGGAAGCUGCGCCUUUGUGGCACAAACGAUGGACGCAACGCAGUCGUGGCAACAGCAAAAUAUAUCCAAAACGCCCUAGAAUUAUCAACCUAAGUGCAAAUGUAACAUGGGAAAACCAACUUCCACUAUGUA